Mirounga angustirostris (Northern elephant seal) is the source of this 891-nucleotide messenger RNA. It is a transcript of the gene TAS2R1, whose product is annotated as taste 2 receptor member 1. The record is from RefSeq and is a predicted model, not a curated record. NCBI's taxonomy places the organism in Eukaryota, Metazoa, Chordata, Mammalia, Carnivora, Phocidae. Gene Ontology annotation, biological process: sensory perception of taste; detection of chemical stimulus involved in sensory perception of bitter taste; G protein-coupled receptor signaling pathway. Gene Ontology annotation, molecular function: G protein-coupled receptor activity; bitter taste receptor activity. Gene Ontology annotation, cellular component: membrane.
AUGCUAGAGUUUUACCUUAUUAUCCAUUUUCUUUUUGCAGUGUUACAAUUUCUCAUCGGGGUUUUAGCAAACGGCAUCAUUGUGGUUGUGAAUGGCACUGAGUUGACCAAGCAGAGAAAGAUGAUUCCAUUGGCUCUCCUUCUUUCCUGCCUGGGGAUUUCCAGGAUUUGUCUGCAGUCAGUCAUCUACAUUAAUCGGGCUAAUGUCUCUUUGAUUGAAGUCCCUCUACUUGUUGAGAAUUUUGUAAUUUUCAUGUUUGUAAAUGAAUUGGGACUUUGGUUUGCCUCGUGGCUCUGUGUUUUCUACUGCGCCAGGAUUGCCCCCGUAGCUCACCCACUCUUCUUCUGGUUGAAGAUGAGGAUAUCGAAGUUGGUGCCAUGGCUGAUCCUCAGGUCCCUGCUGUAUGCAUCCAUCCCCUCUAUUUUCUACAACAAAUAUACAUGGGUUCUUUCCCAACAACUCUUGUUGGGCUUUUUCUCCUCCAACGCAACAACUCAAAUCAAAGAAACAUCUGCUUUACAGAUCGUCUUUCUUGUGAGGUUAUUAUCGCCGUUAUUUAUCUUCCUUGCUUCUGCCCUGCUCUUGAUGUUUUCCCUGGGGAGACACACCUGGCAGAUGAGAAACGCGGCGAUGGGCAUCAGGGUCCCUAGCACAGCUGUCCAUGUGAGGUCGCUUCUGUGUCUGUCCUUCCUGGUCCUCUGCCUCUCCCACUGCAUGACAGCUGCUUUGCUCUCUUCACAGAUUUUUAAGCUCAGGAGCCUCAUGUUUCUGUUCUGUAUCUGGGCGUUUGGGUCAUAUCCCUCUGGACACUCUAUGAUCUUAAUUUUAGGAAAUCCUUAACUGAAGCAGAAUGCAAGGAAGCUCCUCCUCCAUGGGAAGUGCUGCCAGUGA